Molecule: messenger RNA, 687 nt
Organism: Leptosia nina
Lineage: Eukaryota; Metazoa; Arthropoda; Insecta; Lepidoptera; Pieridae
Source: the annotation of a GenBank genome assembly
AUGGGAAUUAAACCUGUAACACAUGUCCUUUUUGAUAUGGAUGGACUUUUAUUGAACACUGAGGAUCUAUAUACGGAGCUCUUUCAAAAUAUUGUGUCCAAGUAUGGUAAAAACUAUACUUUUGAUUUGAAGAUGAAAUUAAUGGGAAGCCAAGCCCAUGAAACUGCUGAAAUUAUCACUUCUGAACUUGACCUUCCAAUGACACCAGAAGAAUUUCAGCAAGAGUGUCAGAAAGGGGAAUCUCUAUUUGCAAAUUGCAAGCUUAUGCCUGGAGCAAAAAGCCUAAUUGAACAUUUGCAUAAACAUAAUGUACCCAUGGCUUUAGCCACUAGUUCUGGUGAAGACAGUUACCAUUUAAAAGUUGAUAAGAACCAUUCCGAAAUAUUUUCUUUGUUUCCUUACAAGACAUUUGGAUCAUCAGAUCCAACAGUGAAACAAGGGAAACCACAUCCAGACAUAUUUUUAGUAACAGCUGCAAAAUUUCCUGAAAGGCCAGCACCAGAAAAAUGUUUAGUGCUAGAAGAUGCAGUCAACGGUGUUAAAUCGGCUGUGGCAGCUGGUAUGCAGGUAGUGGUUGUUCCUGACACUCGGAUAGACAAAGCUCUACUUACAGAGGCCACACAAAUACUGAAUUCUCUGGAAGAAUUCAAGCCAGAACUUUUUGGUUUACCACCAUUUGAUGAUUAA